AUGCGCCGGCUUAUAGUCAUUCUGGUGGUCUCCCUCGCUGCAGCCUCAACUCGCGCCAAGGACGACCACGACACAUCUUCCAUCGAUGGCAUGCAAGGUAUCAGGAUAUGGUGCGGGGAUCGAUGGGAGCACGAUCACGUGUACACUUUCGUGGACCAAAGGGGCUUUGAUUUUCUGAGGCUACCAUGGGACACCGAGUCUCCGAUCGAUGUCUUCGUGGCUGCAGAUCGGCUAAAUGAGUUCAAGAGUGGUCUGGACGAAAAUCGAAUCCGUUAUCAAGUCAUCGUCCAGAACAUGAGCGAGCACCUGGAGAACGAAGUGGCUGUACAGAGGAUGGCACGGAGGAAUCGCUUCGGUGGCGAGAUAUUUGCUACUUUUCCGCGAUACGACGAGAUGCAAGAUUACCUUCGAAAGCUGGCAGAGACCCGUGGUGACAUCGUAAAGUACUUUACGAUCGGGAGGAGUUACGAGGGCCGGGACAUCGGAGCUGUGAAAAUAUCGUCCGGGGGAGAGAACAAGCCCGCGGUGUUCAUUGACGCCGGCAUCCACGCGCGCGAGUGGGUGGCUCCUACCACGGCUCUCUACGCCGUGAAACAGCUCGUGGAGAACGCGACCAAUCACCAUCUGUUCGAGAAAGUUGACGUCUACGUUGUGCCCUCUUUGAAUCCAGAUGGAUACGAGUACACUCAUCAAACCAAAAAGAGUCGCAUGUGGCGAAAGACUCGUUCCGUCAACCCAAACUCUUCUUGCCUUGGGGUAGACGCAAAUCGGAAUUUCGAGUACAAGUGGAUGACCAUCGGAGCGUCAAGUGAUCCCUGCUCAGACAUUUACGCUGGUUCAGAGCCAUUCUCCGAGCCUGAAACUGCAGCACUGAGGGACUUUUUUCUGGCCAACAAAGGGAUCAAAAUUUACCUUUCCUUCCACUCUUACGGUCAGUAUUUGCUUCAUCCUUGGGGAUGGACCUCAUCACUUCCUUCCAAUGAACCAAUACUCAGGGCUGUCGCUGAAAAAGCUGAGGCUGCCCUGUCCAAAGUCCGAGGAACUCGUUACAUGAUUGGCAGCUCCACAAAUGUAUUGUAUUCAGCUGCCGGUGGAAGCGACGAUUGGGCACAGGCACGGGGUGGCGUGGAAUUAGCCUACACCAUAGAACUGCCAAGUGCUGCGUUUGGUUUCGCACCUCCCCCAAAGGAGAUCGUGCCCAUUGGCAUGGAGACUUUCGAGGCCAUCAAAGUGUUCAUUCAGUACGCUGAAGCUGGGGAAAGUUUUGAGUCGACACUAAGUUGA
This is a messenger RNA of Copidosoma floridanum, 1284 nucleotides long. RefSeq names its product carboxypeptidase B. The record is from RefSeq and is a predicted model, not a curated record. Gene Ontology annotation, molecular function: zinc ion binding; metallocarboxypeptidase activity. NCBI's taxonomy places the organism in Eukaryota, Metazoa, Arthropoda, Insecta, Hymenoptera, Encyrtidae. Gene Ontology annotation, biological process: proteolysis.